Messenger RNA from Hevea brasiliensis (rubber tree), 3322 nucleotides. RefSeq lists its product as uncharacterized. The transcript is spliced from 6 exons. Bases 294 to 2912 code for a protein of 872 amino acids. The record is from RefSeq and is a predicted model, not a curated record. Lineage: Eukaryota; Viridiplantae; Streptophyta; Magnoliopsida; Malpighiales; Euphorbiaceae.
CCCCAAAGCUUACCUUACAGACUUUUUCUUUGACUUGCUUAUCAGUUUGGACAAAGUCUUUUCUUUAAUAGUCUGGACAUCAGCGGGUAAACCCCGCGUAACACAACUGCUUUUUGGCGUCCAUGUAACUUUUCUUCAUGUUCUUCAUUUUCUGCCAUAGUUAACUUCGGAGUUGUCUCUCUAAGCCUUUUACUGUUUCAGGAUAUAAAAUUUAGCAGCCCUCUUGGUUCAAAUCAGUUGUGAUUUUUUGUGGGUACAGAUAUCAGAAGAUCACUUUCUCUCCUAUCUGAGACAUGGGAAGGCGUUUGGAUCGCCAAGACUCUGAUAUUGAAUUUCAGAGACAUAUUCCGGGCUGUAUGGGGAGCAUGCUUCAUAUUCUUGAUUACAGCCAUAGGCACAGUGUCAAAAAGAUGUCUCCACGCAGAAAACAUAGGAGAGGGAAACAUUCCAUAUGUUUUGGAAAUCCAAAAACUGGUUCUUUUGCGCAUUAUACGGAUGAAGUACAGAACUAUUUGAAUUCUGAUGCUGUCCCCUCACUUGAUGAACAGCAUACAACAAAGGCUACCCCAACUGAUACGAUAUCUGGCAAAGCCCGCAUAAAAGCAUUAAUUGCUAAAGAAAUGUCUGCAAGAUCAUGGUUGCAGAGAACUCAUUCAUUCCAUCAUAUAGGACCUUCAGAUGGCCUUGGUGGAAUAAGUACUGAUUGGACAAAUCCAAUCAUAAUCCUACAGAAGAGUGCUGAUCCUGCUACCUCUGGAUUGCAGAUUCCAUCUCGACCAACAAGCUCCAACGAAAGUGUCACACGCAGUGGAACGUAUAGUCUGCCUGACAUCAUGAGCGAUAAGGGUUGCUUAAAACAACACUUGCUUUCUGCAAAGCAAGAAUUUUCCACAGAGAAUGGUGAUAAAUUAAUGAACAACUCAUUAAACGAGAACCUUUCGGAUGUGAAACAGCUUGAUAGGGGAAUCUCAAGUCACCAAUUUAUGGAAUGUGUGGAUGUUCUGGAGUUAUUUAAGGUAAACAAGAAGUUGUUCCUGGAAAUCCUACAGGAUCCUGAUGUUCAAGCUGCCAAAAACUUCCAUGUUCAGCUGAAUUCCAAUAAAAAAGUAGGAUUAAAGAAAUCGGUGUCAUUUCCUUUGGCUGAUUCCCCAAGCACUAAAUUUUUGAGGCCUAGUACGAUUGAACACAAGCAGAAAGAAAUUUGGUCCUUCCCAAAAGAAAAAAAAUUUCCUGCUGGGAUUGAAGUGCCAAUGUUUGUUGCAUCCAAGGAUUCUCAUGAUAAGCCAAUGGGUUUGAGGCCAGAGGAUAGUGGAGUCUUUGCUGUUACUCAGGAAAUAAACUUUUCUUCUUUUGUAUCAUCUCAAGGAACAAAUAAACAUGGGUGGCAUCAAUCAUUUAUGAUUCAUUUGAAAUAUGUUAUGAAGAAAAUAAAACAUAUGCUCAAAGAGAGCAAAAAGGAGGAUAAACACACAUCAAUGAAUACCAUACCCUAUGGGGUUCCUUCUGGUUGUAAGUUGUCCACUGAUGAGAAAGAUGCUCCUGCAAGGUUGAAGGAGGUUACAACUCACCUAGAUGGUAAAGAAAACUCCGGAAGUUAUCAUGAUACAAAUGGUUCUGAUAAUGAUCUCAGCAAGGGUCAACUCCCUCACAUAAGAAGAAUAUCCUCUCUAAAUGAGUCGGCAGAUAGGUAUGCUCGAUUGUUUGAGUUCAGCUUAACCAAAAAGGCCAAGUGGCAUGACUUUCAAUCUAAGAGCUUAAAAUUGACAAAUGAAGAUAAGUUUACAUCAACUGGCAACAGUUUGAAAACCGUCAGAAGGAGACUUUCCCUGCCAGAUCUCGAGUCUUUUUGUCCCUUGCCAAAUGAGACAUCACACAAUUCAAUUCAUUCAGGGAUUCCAUUUAAGACUUCUACUGAUUAUGAUACAAACGCUGAGAAUGUCAUUCAUAAUGACUUGAAGUCGGAAAGCAUUUGUGUGGCUAUAAAACAAUUUGAACCACGAGAAGCUGUUGAAGAUGCUGAAUUCAAGAAAAACAUAGUAGAGGAAGCUAACAGCUGUGAUUAUGAUGAAAAUUCAGGUGAUCCAACAGCAGUUAUUGAGGAAGAAGUUGCUACCGUUGGAGAACUACAUGAGGAUAGAGUUGAGCAAGAAAAGCAAAGUCCUGCUUCAGUUCUUGAGGACCAUUUUCAAGAUGAAAUAGCAGGCCAAACUGAGUACCUAGUCUCAAAAGGUUGUGAGGUGGAUUCUGGGCUUAUUUGUAUUGAUGAACCUAAUAUUUCUAUCAAUCUACAAGAUGGGUCCAGCAGAAAUUCCUUGACAGGAUGUUGCAGUAGUGCAGACCGUGGGAACGAUGAAAAUGCAUACGCAGUGGCUGUUGAUCACUCCGUGCUCUUCGAAUUAAAUGAACCAGAUGAUACUGAUUUCAAUUAUGUGAGAGAUGUUCUUGAAGUAUCUGGUUUCAUUGAGCAAGGGUGUCUUGGGACCUGGCACUCACUAGACCAGCCAUUAAGUCCCACAUUGUUCAAGGAAUUGGAGGCAUAUUUAAACCAUGAAUUGGAAUGCUCUUCAGAGGAUGUUGGCAGCAACUGUGAUCACCAGCUUCUGUUUGAUUUGAUUAACGAAGUACUACUUCAGAUAUACAAGAGCUCAUUGGCCUACUUCCCAGAAUCCUUCUCCUUCACUCAACGUGUACGUCCAUUACCUAAGGGAAACCAUACUCUUGAGGAAGUUUGGAAAAGAAUUAGCUGGUAUCGGAGCACAGCAUUAAAGACGACUCAAUCAUUGGAUGAUAUUGUGGCUCAAGACAUGGCAAAAGAUGAUGGUUGGAUGAACCUUCAAUUGGAUGUUGAGGACAUAGCACUUGACCUUGAAGAUUUGAUUUUUGAUGAACUUCUAGAUGAAGUUAUGCGUUAGUGAGGAAGUCAAAGCCAGAUAUGAAGCUACCUUCUCAAGGUAUUCUUGUGUGUGUGUGUGUGUGUGUGUGUGUGUGUGUGUGUAUCAUUGCCAGCAUUGUAUGUGAAAAUUUUGUUUCUUUACAAGUCAUUCUUUUUUUUUUCAAAGGAAAAUAUGCGUUUCUUUAUUGCCACAACUGCAGGGGAUAAGAAAUGGUUGGAAUCUUGCAUCAGCUGCUUUACCCUUUCUAUUACAGGUUUUCAAGUUUUCUUGAGUUGGAAAUUUAGGAAAAAAAUAGGAUAGUUCAUUUAAUGUAUAGGCUUGUCUAGUUUUGUGGAAUUCUUUGAAACCAUUCUCCUGUAAUGUACAGUUUGUAACUUGAUGAGCUUGUUUCUGAUUAUCAAGUAGUUCAAUCUUUGAUUAUAGGAAAA